AUGAAUGAUCAGUUCUGCAUUAAUAUUCAGAGGGGCGGGAUUGCGCAGGCGCACUGCAUGCUUGUUAUAAACCCUGUAGGCGGUGUGGUCUGGUUAGCAGUGCUGAUUAGUCAGAGUUCCAGCGCUCUGAGUGCGCCGCCACUGCAGCUGCUUUCUCCGCCUCCUGCGUGUGAGUGGACCGGGAUACAUUGUAACCAGAGGUGAGUUCCAAACACUGAGCUUCCAGUCCGGGGCGUUCUAUUGGGCGACCGGCCGGCAGAUUCUACUGCCUGGUCCCACGUGGGGGUCUGUGCUUACUGGGUUCCGUUGUAGCCCUUGCCGUAUGAUCUAUCUAGAGGACAUAUGGCAAUCACUCUAUAGCAUAGCGUGGGGGGGGAUGUGAAGCACGUGUGAUGUGAGCCCCCACGUAUGUGAUAAGACGAAUGCUGUAAUAUUCACCCCGAGAGUUUUCUUGACUUCCUCACCCCAUCCAAGGUGUGUGUUUGUGUAACGGAGAUCAGGCUCAGAUCGACUCUAGUCUAGAUCCUCGUAGCUGAGGAUUGUCUUCCUAUGUAGUUGUAGUGGGCCAUGCUCAUUGCCCUUCUCUCUCCCACACCCCGUGUAUUUUAUUUACUUUAAAGCAUGCAGGUCUUGGUAGUCGUAUUGAAUUGUGGGCUUCUGCUUUUCUUCUAAUAUAGGAAUCCAUAUUGCUUAGUGAUCUUGCUACGUAAUCGUGAGCUCUUCGUGAUGUAUAUUUUGUGUAUGUGGUUAAAUAUCCCAUGGUGUACAGCAGCUGUCGUCAGAUGUGACUACCAGCCUGGUCACACGUGGCUACCACUCUUGCUCAAUUGCCAUAAACUGCAUGCAUAUGAUUAUUGGCUUUCUAAUUCCCUCACCAGAAUGUAUGGAGGGAGGGGGUGGGGGGAGUGAGAGAGGUUAUCAGAGGACUAAUGGAGGGCAGGGGCAGCGUAAAAUGUACUCUGGGUAAUUAAAUGCGCUUUAUAUUUUUGGGAUCUUGUAAUAUAGUGUGCAUACUAAAACAUUUUUUUUUUUUUUGACCAUGAACUUAUACUAGAAUGAACUUAGGUUUUUUUUUUUUUUUUACUGUAAUGUUUAACAAAAUUGUGCAAACCCUUUUUAUUUUUAACUGUAGUUUUUGAACCAAGAUUUAUUUAUUUUUUGCUAACUCAGUAGUUUUGUAUUCCACAUACGUUUAUAUCUACUUGAUCAUUGUUAUCUUGUACUGUUCUGGAGUGCAACAAGCAGACUGAUGUUUUGUCUCUGGCAAUGUGAGUGUUAAAGUGGAAAGUUCUCACAACGGUGUGACAAGGCAUUGCCAGUUCACACAAUGAUGUGUUAAUUGCUGCUAUUGCAGUAUGCCCCUAUUCUCCUCUCAAUUUGUCCAAUGGUAAAGUGACCUUGAAAUCUUAAGACCUGGCAGUUGUAAGGACCCAUUCAAGGUGCAAUCCCUGAACUAAUCCCCAAAAUAAUUAAAACGUAUUUGGUACCCUGGGGAUCAGAAAAUGGCUAAGAAUGUCCUUCUUUCCUCAGUUAUGUUUUCUAUCGAAAACUUGAAUGUGCCUGUGUAAGAUUCUUUAUCUAUUUAAUUAUAAUUUUGAGAAAAAGGACUCUCGAUACAGGUGAUUAAACUGUGUGUUCAAAGGUCUGUAAAAUCACCCCUUAGCUCGUCUUCUUUAUUCCGAGUUGGGUUUAACUGUUCCUUAGAAGGUGUGUGCGUGCUGCUGCAUCACUGGGUUAUGGAAAAGCGUCUUGGUAACUUGGCAACAGUCAGUGUGUGCUACUAGAAUUCUGCUAAUACUGGGGACUGGCUGCAGUUGUUUAACUCUUAGCGGCCUCUAGUGUAGCCAACAGUGACUUUUUUUCUUCUUCUUCUUCGAAGCCAGUGUGACUUAAAUGUAGCUGUAUAUUAAGGACCUGUGACUUAAUGCUCUUCAAUUGUCUGUUUUAAUUGAUAUAUUUUUUUUUUUAUCAACUAUCUUUUUGCUGUGCAAUGAGUUUAAUUUUUUUUGUUCCAUUGCUGUCCUUUCCUGUGACCUGUGCUUAACCUCCUGUCCACUAUUGGAUAUGAUGAGUCCCAUGCAAAACAUUUGAAAAUACAAUUUGUUUAACUGAGAACAGUGUGGCCUACUCUUACCAUUUCCCUUUCAAGGCAAGAACUAAAGAUGCAUAAAAAUGUGUAGACCUUGAUGGACAGUCUUAUUUAAACCUAAAUUACUAUACAAUUACGUUCUGCAUUUGCUUUACAAACACAAAGAACAUGCAUUUCUAAGUAAAGCUAAAGAGCUAUACAAAAUACAGUUAAAGGAACAGCGCUCACAUAGUUUAAAAUUUUACAAGGCUACUUUAAAAUUUUUCCCUUUUUGGGGGGGAAGGGGGGUAAACCAAUAUGGGGCUCCAGUUACAUCAUAUGGCCAUAUUGUGUUAAGCCAGUCACUGCUUAAAGGCUUGUCAUAUGAAAUUUUUUUAUUUUAUUUUUUUCAAAGGUUGUCUAGUUGCUAGUGGAGCCCAACAAAAAUGUGCAAAGGUAUCUCUAAAUCCUCUGUCCAGUGCAUAGGCAUGUCAUGCUGUAAAAUCAUUACCCUUUUUGCAGUGUGGGCAUCUAUGUGAGCCAGUCAACUCUGCACACUGACACUCCUUUCUGCAUAGGACUGUAACACUUUGCUGAGACACUGCAUAACUGGGUGGGAUGUAGUGCGGCUGGCAGCCUGAAUCCUGUGCAGGUAUUUGCUGAAGUUCACGGGAGACUCCAUCAAGCAGACUGAAUAAGGUGACUAUGAUGUAGCUGACAAGGGAUGGUAACACUGCGUGUUAGUUGCAGGAGUUCUGAUUCUGCUACCUGCCUCGCUCAGUCAGCCUCAUGUUGUCUACUGUGAACUUCAGCCAGUCUUAACUCUGCUUUCUUGGGUUUAUGUGGAAGCCAACCAGGCGGAGAGGCUGUACCCAGGGGCAUAACUAGAAAUAAGUGUUCCGGUGCAAGAAUAAAGUGGCUCUCCUUAUGCUCACUUGUAAACUUACAUUGACUUACGCAUAGAAUUGCAGUAAUUGACACUUUCAAUUUCACACUCUCACACAGAACUACAGUGUCAUUGGUCAACAGUUUAAAAAAAACUUUCACUGACCAACAUUCUUACAAAUGAAAUCUUGUUCUAGCUUUUGUGAGAGCUGAUGUUGUUGGUCCCCUCACUUGUGUGGGACUGUUUGAAUCUUCCUCACUGCACAGCUGUUUAGUAAUGUCAGGACUUAAAUGACUUUACACAAUGCUUCAAAAAAACCCUUAAUUUGGUUUUAGAAGAUGCUGAACGUCCUUGUGCAAAGCAUGACGUUGGUAUUUUAACUCAGUUGAGCUCCAUGAAAAUACAGUAAGUGCCUCAGGUGGGAGGUUUGGUUAGAGGCAAUCUUGCCACUCGUUUGCAAAAAAUUACAAUUUUAAAUAAACUGCUUAUUACAUUGCAACACGGUAUGCAGCUGGGACACUUAAUCCCGGUCCCAUCAAUGGUCUGAGUGCCUUAUGUGUAACUCUACAAUACUUUAAAGGGUCUCUUUACUUGUUGGUGUGUAUAUACGAAAGGUGACUGUUCAAAAUGGUGGUUUGACACAUUAAAUGAACACCCAAGCAUCAUAUCAACUACAGUUUUCUGUAGUGGGUAUGGUGCCAGAAUUGCUCUUGUUGCGCUCCCCCUUUCACCCCAGUAUAAGUAGUAAAAAUGGCUUUUGUAUUUGUUUGACUUCUCAUUUGCAGUCCUUAAAUGUCAAGUGUUUAAUCUUGCUGUAGUGUGUUGCUAAUAUUUGCUAUGGAAGACUUCACUGAUUCGUUCUUGACCAAGGUUUCUUAAAUCUUAAAAGAAGUUUAGAAACUCAAACUCUGUUUUGUCAAACCACAGUGACCAGUGCUAAACAAAAUGCGAACUACAGCAACUGCCAAAAGUCCAAUUGAAAACUGAGAUUGCUACAUAUUACCUUAUGUAGCAAAGGCAGGAGAAUGACACACAAUUUGAACAUAUUCAGAACAAAGAAUAGCAGGUGUGUGUGUAUAUUUUGGAACUCUUUAAGGCAGACCGUCAAAAUUAAGUGAGCUUUGCAUUCUGUGUCCUAUAGAAUAAGGUUAGUUAUUUGUAAGAAAAAAUUUCAAAGGGCCCUGUGCUUACCUCAUGUUAUCAUGUCCGUUGUUUGUCGCACCCCUUUAAAAAAAACAACCAUGAAUUCUGCCUCACAGCAAGAAGAAAAAUCCAUUUUUUUUUUCCUUUUAAAUCUUUUUUUUAAUUUUUCUUUUUGCUAGUAAAACAAACCCACAGCCCCUGCCCCAGUUACUUGACUAUGGUGUUAUUUGUUUUUCUAUUCCCUCUUCUGGUAUAGUGUUAAUUAUUGCCACUGUUUAAUGCAGAUUACAAGUGAUUAUACAGAAAUGUUACAUUGGGACAUGUUGGUAGUUACCAGUAUGUUACAGCAGGCAAAUAGUGAUGAAAGCUAAAUGAGUCAGAUUGGCAUCACUGGGAAAAAGCGCUGUGCUGUGUUCAUCUUUUCUUCCUGACUGCAUCAUAAAUAUGCAAAAAGACAGUUUCCUAAACUGAAUGGGCGGGGUUGCUCUGAGGCACGUCUGACACGUACUAAUGUGCAACACACACCGGUCGGUGUCUAGUAACCACAAAUACUAGUUUUAUGACUGAACCCACAAACCAAAUCUCUAGUUCAUUGAGAAAUCUCAGGGGAUAAAUGCUGUUCUGCUUAACUCCUCACACACAAUCAAUUCUAUUUUUAUACGGCCGGUGACAUGGUUAUGGUAAAUUUUCUGUUCUCUUCCUAAAUAGUUUCAGUGAUUGUGCUCACUACGUAAUCUUUGUCUGACCCCAGCAGUGUGACUGAAGUGUGCUUUAAUCUCUUCUCUGGUUUUUUUUUCCACUUCAUCCUUUUUAUGCCACUGUUUUCUCAAUUAGUCUCCCCCUUGACACUUUAUUUAUAUUUCCAACUUUAUUUCCUUGUGCUGGAUGUCAAUAUCUAACCCAUGAUGUCUGCUGUUUGCUCUUCUGUAGGACUGAUUGUAUUGAUUUGUGAGUAAAAUCUGAUUAGCAGUUGAAUCAAUACCUUCUUUUAAGCUCCAUCCAUGUCUUGUCAACUGGACUUCUAUAAAUAAGGAAAAGUAGUCUAGUAUGUGUAUACACACGCGCACUCACGGUCUUUCAAUACAAAAACUUUUUUUUUAUUUCAGCAAAUCGACGUUUCGGUCCGCAUUGGGACCUUCCUCAGGACAAAGUGAUUAUAUUUUUUUUUUUGUGUGUAUCCUUUCCCACAAAAUUCUUGGUCCACUGAUUUUUCUUUAGUCUUCCAUCCAAUGAGUAUUCUUUAGAAAUAAUUACCUUAAAAGGGCACUAUAGAACAUCAUAAUGUUUUGAAUACAAACCUGUAUUCCAAAUACUAAUAUUUAGAUGUGACUCCUUGUCACAAGCAGAUUUACUUUUUAUUUUGUCUUUUUUUUUUUUUUUCAUUACUACGAUUUAUAAAGUGCCAACAGACUCCGCAGCACUGUACAAUUAGCGGAGAAAUAUACACAGACAAAUACAAGAGGUAAAGAGAGCCCUGCCCGUAAGCUGAUAUCUAGCCAUUGGAGCUCUUUUUUUUUUUUCUAUACAACGUGCUUGGCUAGAUGGCCUGUGAGCUUACAUUGGCAUGUUGUCUAUACAGUCGCCCUGACUUCCUGGCAGACAACCUUGAUCAUCUUUUCGAAUCCAAUGCUUUACUAUUGGGAGACUAAAGUGCUUCUUGUGGACAAAUGCUGCAUCUCAUCAUAGACCUAUGUUACUAUGCAGAUACACAAAAUGCUUUGGACAGGUGGACUUAGCAGCAGAAUUUAUAUUGCUGAGCCUGCAGGGACAAGCUAUAGGCCACUGAACUACUACAUUAAAUGGUGCCUAUAGUUCUAGAAAUAACAUGGUUAUUUUAAGAAUAGGUUUUCUUCUGUCCACUUGUUUGCAUUUAAAAAUGUGCUAGGGAUGCACCAAAAUUUAAUCUGAAUCUGCCAAAAUUACACCUUCCCCUGCCUGCGGUACUGCGCUAGCACCCUUCAGCUCCCUCUCUAUCAUGUCCUCUCCUGAUCUCUCUCCACCCAUCUUGAACAGUGUCUGUUCCUCUCUCUGCGAUUUCCAACUGGAUGGUUGAUCACUUCCUUAAAUUAGACCUGUCCAAAACAACUGGUCUUCCUCCAAUUCAACUGUGCUACUAUCUCCUCUACUUUGCAGGCUUGAUGCCUGGGUGUUUUCGACUCCAACCAUUCCCUCGCCCCUCAUGUCCAAUUGUCAAACCCUGUUGCUUCUAUCUCAAAAACAUAGCACGCAUCCACCCCUAUUUAACCACUGUGGCUACGGUGCUGAUCCAUGCUGAUCUCUCUCGCCUUGACUACUGUAAUACCCUUCUCAGUGGUCUUGCGUGUUCCCAGAUUGCACCGCUGCAAUCUAUAAUAAAUGCGACGGCAAGGCUCAUUUUCCUGUCCGCUCGCGCCUCACUGCUCAGUCCCUGCAUUGGCUUCCAGUUAGAUAUAGGGCUCAAUUUAAAAUUCUGGUGCUUGCUUACAAGUCCCUACAUAGUGCUGCUCCUACCUAUCCUCCCUAAUACACAAGUAUGUCCCUUCGUGGCCACUACGCUCUGUCCGUACUCCCACCUCUAAUGCUCGCCUCCAAGAUUUCUCCAGGGCUGCACCUCUUCUAUGGAACUCCCUUCCCAUCUCCGUAAGACUUUCACCCAGUCUCCACUAAUUCAAAAAUAACAUUGAAAAUUCACUUUAAGAAAGCAGAUCAGUUAAACGGUUAGCAGGGUUUCCCCCUCAUGACUCCUGUCCUGCAACUGUCAAAAACUACCUACUAAGCCCUCAGUGAAUACUUUUCUAACAACCUACUUCAUACCCCUACUUUUACACUUUGUCACUAUACCCUACUCCCUCUAGAAUGUAAGCUCAUUGAGCAGGGCCCUCCACCUCUGUUCCUGUAUGUCCAGUUGUCUGGUUACAACUACAUGUCAGUUAGUCCACCUAUUGUACAGCGCUACGGAAUCUGAUGGUGCUUUAUUAAAAAUUGUUAUAAAAACACUGUUAAUAUGGAUAUUAUAAUACCCACCUCACUGGGUGUCUUAGCCCUUUAUCCACUCACUCUCCUUUCUCCAGUGUCCUCAGUGAAGCCACUUCGGGUUUGUCUCUGGAGCACAAUGCCUGCACUCACUACAGAUGCAAACUCUUUCACUAUUAUAGAACACUGAUGUCACCGCAAGUGGGUGUUAGAGUGGCCAUUUUGGAUGAGGGCAGGCAUAAUAUUAAACUCUGCAGAGUGUGAGAUCUGUUUGGCAGUGUUGUUGGUUAAAGAAAGCUGCAGAGUCAGUGCUUUGUAACACAUGGACUGAGUGUGAGUGAGGCUGGAAAGGUUCAUUACAGACAGGAGACUGUAUUCUACACCCACAUAUCUAUAUUAUAAACAAACUGCAAUAAACAAUUUGUUUUAAAAUGUUAAAUCUGAUUCUGUUGCAUAAAACUGAAUGAAGAAUGUAUAUUGAUAUUAAACUAAUAUCAACAAUAUAUUCUUUAGUCCUUGAUAACAGAUUUGUAUUUAUAUUUUCUUUUUUAGUUUUUAAAUAAUUUUGGGGGGGGGGAAAGUCACUCUCAGCCAAGGGCAUCCUGAAUUUUCAUUUCGGUGCAUCCCUAAAAUGUGUGUAUCCUCGCUUCGUUUCCUGUGCCAAGACUCCUCUGCUUCUGCAGCAGCCUGCUCUCCCUUCAGAUGACUGCACGCAUGUUGACAUACAUCUUUGCAAUCUCCUCAAAUCCAUUGUUUUUCAUACAUGCACAGCCAAAUGCUGCAUGCCUUCAAUCAAAUACUGCUGUGAGGAGCAUUUAGGUAACACUCUCUAUUAUGGUCUGGAAGAGGAAGUGUGUUCAGUAGCAAUGCUUUACAUGUUCCUGACCCCAUAGUGUUCCUUUAAGCCUGCAAUAUAAAGACACAAUCUAGCCUCUCCUUUAUCACAAAAUAUAGUAAAAUCUUGCCUUUAUUCCAGUCGGCUCCCUCCUUGGCUGACUUUAUCAGAAGAGGUGAUUUGUGGUAAUCAAAUGCCUUCCUGUAGGAAAGAAUAGGAUUGGCUGAGACUGUUAAGGAGGCAGAUCCAGCACAAGCCUAAGACAGCCAUGGCCAAUCGUCAUCUCUUCACAGAGAUGCAUUGCAUCAAUGUGGAAAGUUCAUGGCCUCUAUGCAGAGGUUGGUGGAGACAUUGAAUGGCAGUCACUGUGCCACGCUGCCCCAGGAAGUGCCUUUAGCAGCCAUCUGAGGAGUGGCCAGAGGAGGUAUCCCCAGGCUGUAAUGUAAACUCUCAUUUAUUUUAUUUUUUCCUUUGAAAAGACAAAUUCGAAAAGCUUGAAAGGAAUGAUUACACUCACCAGAACAAAUACCAUAAGCUGUCGUUCUGGUGACAAGUUUCCCUCUUAUUAGCAGGCAUCUCACAGGAUCUGACUGACUUGCUGUUAAUGUCUAAAUGCGCUUUCCAUACAUGAAGAAUUGUGUUCACCCCCUACUCUUACUCAAUAUUCCCUCGGGUACAAAAAUGUUUAGUCACAACAGACCUGCAGUGUAAGCAUAUUGCAUUGGGACAUUGUCUAGCAGACAAGGUUAUAGCUCUGUUCUGGCUCUGCCACUGGCACUUAAAAUAAUGUGUUGCACUAGAAAGCACUGACAAUUCUAGUGCCUUGUCAAAAUGAGCAGAGCAAGGGCAUGACCCAAUCUAAUAUUUCCAAUGAGUCUUGAAUACCUCUGAGAUAAAUGCUGUCUCAUUUAAAGCACAUGACUUUGUAAUGUGAUCAAUGGGAGGACUAGUUAACAUACGAUUUUUGUCUUGCCUUUCCGUGUGUUGAAAUCAACCUUGAAUUUGAACUUCAAAGUACAAUGUCCUAUCUCAAAAUAAUUCUACAUUGGAAAUGUAAACUUUUUUUUUAUUGUUGCAUGUAAAGGUUUUCAGCUUAAAUGGCUUAUUGAACUUGCUGCAGUUUAGAUUCCUCAAACACCGUACAGCAAAUAAACUUAGUGUUCCAAUAGAACAAUCUUAUUGCUGUAUAAGAUGAGAAAAUAGGGGGGGAGCCAAAACUAGAGGAGAUGGUGUUGAAUUGGAGUGGUCGUAAUGUAAAAAAUGGGCAAAUAUUGUGAAUUGUAUAAAGGCCUACUCUUGGCCAAGCCUUAAAUAGUUCAUUGAUUAUAAGCUACUUUUUUUUUUUAUUUUUUUUUUUAUUUUUUUAUUUAUUGUGAUCAGCUAACUUCUGUGUUGCUUAAUGUUCUAAUAUCCCAUGUAUUAUCAAAUGUCUCAUCCUAUUAAACCAAAACCAUAAGUCUUAAAAUGCAGUUAUAUAUUUUUUUUAAUUACAUUUUUUUUUUUUUUCUCCUCAGGAUUUUGAAGAAAAGGCUUCCACUCUCGAAAAUGGCACCAGCAGUUGGAGGCCCAGUUGGUUACACCCCACCUGAAGGGGGCUGGGGCUGGGCAGUUGUUGUAGGAGCAUUUGUUUCCAUUGGUUUUUCUUAUGCUUUCCCAAAAUCCAUCACUGUAUUCUUCAAAGAGAUUGAAGUUAUCUUUGGAGCCACAAGUAGUGAAGUGUCAUGGAUCUCCUCAAUCAUGCUGGCCGUGAUGUAUGCUGGAGGUAAGGCCUACUGUCAAUCACAGGUGCACACUUACGGCACCUCUUACAAAACCAUAAUUUUGCAGUUGAAGCAGAUGCAUAGCCCUAUGGGUGUACUUGUGUACAAAUGACUUGCUACUUGCAAUAUAGACAUUUAAAUCCACUGUCCUAAAUAUGGGGCUGGCAUUAAAGGUAGGGAAAGCUAAAUACUAGCCAAGUAAAAACCAUGUUAAGAUGGUGGUUGAUGAGGUGACUACUGUAAAAUUAACCCCUUCAGGACUGCUCACGGUUCUGAACUGUCAUAGCGAAAAACUGGCUGCGGAAAGCUAUCAAAGAUCGCUCCCGCCGGUAUAACACUGUAAAUAUCUGCCAGACACCCCAGGCAGAUAGUAACAGCCAAUUGCGGUGUGUGUGUGUGUGAUAUCCGCGAUCACUCACAAUUGGCUGCUGUCAAAGUGGGUGUUACACUCACUUUGACAGUGAUCUCUGCCCCUCUCUCCUCUGUAGCAUUUUGUGAGGCGAGAGAGACAGAGAUUGUGAUAGUUUGUUGCAGCAGUGUUCAGUGACCAUCAGAAAGUAUCAGUAUUUUAUAAAAAAAAAUCACUUUUUAAUACCAUUCCCUGCCAGAUCGGUUACAGUGGUGCAUUUGUACUGUCUGUAUUUAUUUAUUUAUUGCCCUUACAGGGGUUAAAUAUAAUUUUAAAAAUCCUGUGUCUUGGUCUCUUUCCUUCUCCCAAAUCUCCAUUAGAUUUUUGUGACAGGAGUUAGUUUAGUCUGUUUUAGUGGGGGGGGGGGAAUAUAAAAAAAAAAUUAGUGUGUUUUAAUUUGUUUAGUAGUGUGUAAAACAUGCAGUGUAUGUAUAACUUGCAGGAGGCAUAUGCCUUCUUGGCGUCAGACUCUGACGCCACUGACACUGCUAUGCCGAAUGUGGAGGAGGACUGGGUACCUCCACAGUUAGCCGAGCCCAACGUCCCACCUUUUUAGUGCCAACGCAGGCAUUAAUGUUAAUGUGGGUGGCUUCUCCCCAAUGCAGUAUGUAGAACUAUUUUUAGGGGAUACCAUCUGGGAGGAGAUUCCUUCCCAGACUAACUUGUAUGCUACCCAAUUUAUUGAUAACAAUCCAGGUAGCUAUACAGUCAGGGAGCGUGACUGGCAUCCCACAGAUGUCCCAGAGCUUAAAUUCUGGGCUCUUACAAUGCUCAUGGGAUUAUAAAGAAGCCAUCAAUUCGCUCAUACUGGAGCACCAACCCAAUAAUGUCUAGUCCAGUAUUCUCCCAAACCAUGCCUAGAGCCAGAUACGAGUUACUUCUGAGAUUACAUUUCAGUGACAAUACCCUCUAUCACCCCCAAUACGAUGGGCUUCAUAAAAUACGCCCACUGCUAGACAAUUUUCAGGACAAAUUUUUGGAUGUUUAAACCCCCAACAAAAUUUAUCCAUAGAUGAAUUGCUUAUGAAAUACAAAGGGAAGUUAGGGUUCAGACAAUACAUCCCCUCAAAGCGCUCUAGAUAUGGCAUAAAACUGUACAAACUGUGCGAGAGCAAAAGUGGAUACACGUUUGCCUUUCGUGUAUAUGAGGGGAAAGAUGGUCAACUGGACCCUCCUGGCUGUCCUGACUCCCUGGGGACAAGUGGGAAACUUGUAUGGGACCUACUAAACCCCUUGUUUAAUAAAGGUUACCACAUUUAUGUGGAUAAUUUUUAUAGUAGUGUCCGUCUGUUUAAAACACGUUAUAGUUUAGACACUGGCCUGCGGCACUGCCAGAAAAAAUGCCAAAGACUUUCCACGAUCUCUCAUUAUGGCAAAAUUAAAAAAAGCGAAUGUAAAGCAUUUCCAAAGCUGAAGUGCUUGCAUUAAAAUUUAGGGACAGGAAGAAUGUCAACAUGCUAACCACCAUCCAUGACGAAUGCAUGUCAGACGUCCCUGUCCGGGGCAGAGUAGAGUCCAAACUGGUUUGCCUCAGGGCGUAUAAUAAGUACAGGGGGAGGAUCUGCAAGAAAGGUAAGUAACAGCUUUCUGCAGGCCCCCCCAAGACUGCCAGACUUGUAACGAGCCUGGCGACCUUAGGAGGUAAUAUCGGUAUCUAUAUUUGCCAAUACAGAUACUGCCGAAAAUGCCAAAUCGGCUUUUUUUUUUUUUGUUUAAACCAAUAAUCGGUCGAUCCUUAGUUAGAAGUCCCAAACACUUUGACAGAUUUGGAACAGAUAAAUUUUAUUUACAUAAGCAAGGAAUUGUCUUUCCAAAAAUCACUGUCUACUAUAAAGCAAUCUGUUUUAUAUUAAAUGUAGUGGUUCUGGUGACUAUAGUAUUUCCCUGCCUUUUUUUUUGUUUUUUUUUGUUUAUGUAAAUGCUGCCUUUUCACAUAAAGGGCAGGAUUUAUAAACUGUCAUUUUUUUUUUUUUUUUUUAUGGGAUACUUUUCACCCAUAAAGCACUUCAGCAAGCUUCCACUCAUUCCAGCUCCUAAAACACUGUUCACAGAAUCUUGCUGCUCUAUAAUUCCCACCACUUUAGUCAAGUUAUGACACAUGGAACAGCAGGAAGUGAUGCUUGUCUUUGAUUACUGUACAGAGUGAGGGAUAUUAACGUUGGGUACAACUAAUAUUUUUUUUUUUUUUUUAAUUCUUUAUUUUAGCCGUGUAGUGUUAAGUACAAGCUUUCGUAUUGACUUAUAACAAGAGGUGUGAAGACCAUGUUUAAACAAGUAAGGUCAAGAUGUACUGCACUUUUCUUUAAAAAAAAUAAAGUAUUCACAUUAGGCCAAUACAUUAAUAGUAAGGUCAUAGAAACAUGCAAAAUACAAGUAGCUUAAACUCCAGGCCUGCCCAGGUAGGCCUCUGAGCAGAAUAUAGUUGUUGCUUUGGAUAUGGGUCCGGACUAAACAGUGCGCUUCCAGCUUGUUUAGUGAUCUGUAUGUAGCUCAGGGUCUCGUUUGGCAGCAUUUUCUAUCAGACAUAGCUUGGUUUUUGUAGCUCGGUUUAGCAGGAGCCUGGGAGAAACAUGUCCAGCCGGCUCGGACACCAGGCCCCACCCCCCGGGUACAACUAUUAUAAAGGAAGAAUUAAAAAAAUAAAAAUUGGCUUCUUUAGUAGGUUAUUUACAUUUUAUAUAGCGCGAACAGAUUCCAUAGCACUUGGGUUGAAAGAAUAGUGAAAAUCAACAAGUGAGUGGAGAUUAGGUGCUGUGUAUUUAGAGUCAAUAAUAACCAGGCUUUUAAGUGAAGUGGACACUGACCAUCCAGCAAGCCUAGUGUCUAAAGCAAAAAUCUUUACUAUAAAAUAACUGAUGUGCAUUGCCUUUAUCCUAUUAUCUCGCAAGUUGAACCUGCAAUUAAAGGGCACGAAAAGGAACAACCUUUUAUAACAGUAACUCAAGCCUCACGAGCAUCAUCCAGUGUUCUAAAAGUGGUCCAAAAAGCUUGAUAAACUAGGGUUUUGUACUUCCAUGUAUCUUCCUGCAUCUCUAUAUAAACACAUUGCUGCUUGGUGCUCACCUGCAAGGAGACUCUGAAUGCUACCAGUAAAGACACUGAGAAAAUGCAUCUCUGAGAAGGUGUUGAUGUGCUGUAUUUUCCGAUGGAAAAAGCAUUGGUUGGCUAAGAUCAUGAAGAUUAAUCUCGGGACUGGUGCACCGAUGGAGAAGAGGCAAGUAAAGCAAGUUUUUAAUCUCCAGUUCUCAGCUCAAAAUUUUCUUUUCAUAAUUCUAUCAUCUUUGAAGACCAUUCAUGUCUCACAAUCUAUGUAUACACAAAUACUAGAAUGGUGGUCUAUAGAAAGCCUUGUCAGUUAUAACUUGUAUUUGUUUACCUGAGGCACAAAAAAAUUGCAAUGUAGUGACUUGCAUUUAGGGUGACCUUUGACAAAAUUGCACAUAAGCGAAUGGCCAUCACUUCUGCUAGUAAAUCCUUACAUCUAGAUGAUUAUUAUUUUUUUUUAUUUUUUAUAUCUUGAUAGUUUACGUGUUCAUAUUGGAGUGAGGAGUGCUGUGGAGAGAUUAAACAUUUAUAUUGAACUUCCUGAGAAGAUGGUGGUGCCAACACCCAGUCUUCUGAGGCUGACCUAAUGGUCUUGAGGUACUAUCAAAAACCUUGUAAUGGUGCCAGAUUAAAGUUGAGUUGUAUAUCAAAAGCUAUAUUUUUAUGCUUGCGGUUUUAUUUUUAGUUUGUAACUAACUAUAUCGGAGCACCAGAGCUUGGAUUACAGAAUAAGUGGUUAUUGGAGUUUCCUAACCAAUCUGCAGAUUAUACAAGAUCAUUGCAUUAAGAAAAGCAUGCAUACAGAUAAUUUAUCAUGACAAGCUGUGUGAAUGUCUUGGACCAAAAGCAGAGGUUUACAUACUCUCUAUUUUAGACAGACAACUCUGGUCAUAUGGAAAAUUAUUGGUUUAAAAUAAACUUCAAACUCCGAUUUAUCUGUCUGACCUGAGUUGCCUCAGAUUAAACUGUGCUGGUUUAGCUGAGCACGUCACUGUUGCUUUCCAGCUGGUCAGAACUUCAACAAAUAAAAGCAUUAUGUUCUCCCUCAGUGCUAAUUAGAUGAACUGGUGGUCAUUGAUUCAAAUUAAAAAUAAAUCCGGUACUUUCUAAAACAGUUUUAAUCAAUGUUUCUUGUAGAACAAAGCAGUUAGUGUAAAUUGUACACUCUGAAUUCCAUUUUGUGUUUUAAACAUGUCACAUGUAUAAUAUAGAAUUUAUAAAGUGCGGACAAAUAACCCAAUCAUGGGCACACUUGCUAUUUUUGACAAGUGGGUUGCGACUUAUUAUUUUUUUUUUCUUCUUUCCUCACUGGUGGUGUCUGGUGUUAAAAGGGCAUAAUCUUUCUUUCACUCAUGUAUGCCAGGCUGAAUGGCUUCCAGUUGCAAGGUGAUUUACAAAAGAGAGCAGGUUUAGUGCUAAUCAACCAGAUAAGGCAGGACCGCAAACUAAAAAAAGGAUCCCUCCAACCCUCUUUCAGGAUCAACAGAAAUAAACAAAGCGGUUGCGCUACAAGAAUACAAUAAAAUACUGUGUUCAGUAAUCAAAUGAAAAUGGUCCAGAGGAAAAAAGGAAUACUCAUUUUAAAUGCUCUAGAAGUUCUUGGGUAGAUUCUUCUACUGGAAAGUAGGUUCCGUGGUAAGAUAUGUAAAACAGAAAAGGAAAUGCAAUAGUGCAAUGAAUCGGUAUAAGCAUGGUGUGUAUAAUAAAACGGCAGUAUCUUACAUUUACUGGAGCUCUGACCAGCUUCGGUUGUAGUAGUGUACAAUGGUAUAACCACCACUUGCAGGAUAUAUUGAUGUGUCUGAAGGAGAGGUCAUUUUGUUGAACCCAAAAUGACGAAAAUAAAAAGCAGAUAAUUGUCCUCUUUAUUGCAACAGCGCACGAUCUGCAUUUUGCAUUGUAAUUUUGGGUUCAGCAAAACUACCUCUCCUUCGGACACUUAUCCACAUAUCCCUGAAGUGGGAUUAUACCACUGUAUGCUACUGGAGCUGGUCAUGGCUCCAUUAAAUACCGCUGUUUGGUUAUAUACACCAUGCUUGUAUUGAUUUAUUGGAUUACCACUUAUUUUUAUUUUCCACAUCUAGAAGGAUUUUACCAAGGAACCUGCUUUCCAGUAGAAUCUACCAUCUACCAAAGAACUUGCAUUGCGUUUAAAGGGGCAUUCCUUUUCAUUCUGGAUUAUUUAAUUAGAUUAAUGACUGUAUCUUAUUAUAUUCUUGUGGUGCAACCUGUCUUUGUUUAGGUAACAAUGUAGUAGGUUGCUAUAUUCAUAAACAAUGCUAUCCACAAACUGGUCUAAUUAAAUUCUGACACAUGGAAAACUAAUUCUAAUGCAUUGGUCAUAUCCAUUGGAUGCAGCUUGGCCUAUUUAUAACUUGUAUAUCGGUCUAAAGACAAUACUUCACAUGAGUGGUAUUACUUGUGUGUCUCUCUCUAGAAUGAACACAGUUUAAGUUGCUGAGGUUGCUUCAUUCUUCAACUGGACAGUCAUUCGCUGGAAACGUUAUGGUUUAUGCCUGUAGCAUACGAAGUAGCAUUUGGGGCUUCUGCCCACCUCCAGUGACAAGUGGAAGGAGGCUGCAUAAUAAAGCAUUACGACACAAGGGUUAAUGUGGCACUUUGCUUGCAAGGGCUUUAAAAAAAAAAAGUGUGUGUAUAUUUAUAUUCUCCCUAUGCCCCACCUGCCAUGUAGUAGUGUGGGUAUGUCUACUAAAUGUCUAAACAUAGACUGGGCUCAAGUACUCAUUAGGUGGUGGCUAAAUAAAAUGAAUGCAGGAGGGUGUAGUGUCCACUACUUGCUCCUGACCAUGGGGUACUUGGUGUAUAGCACUCACCACCAUUCUAUUUAUACAAAAAAAAUUGGACAUUCCACUGUUUGGUCUGGUAGAGGUUCUGGCAUUCUGACUCAAGCAAAUUGGCCUGAGCUAAUGGGUGACUGGGAGAAGUAGAUUCAGUUUUGGGGUUUUUUUUUUUUCUAAAGUUGGCAUUGGUUAUGCUGUAACGCAAUACAAUUAACCUGUGAACUGGUGUAUUACAGUUAACUUCUGUGUACAAAUGCUUCAUGGGGGUGGUAAUUUUUGGGUUACACAGUAACUUUAUGUAAUGCACACUGAUAUCCAUUGACCUGUAACUAACUCACAACACAACUUCUCAUUACUUUUAUUGUUUUCCAGAGCAUAGUAACUGUCUUGUAAUAAGUGAUUGUGACCCUAAAGUCUAACAUUAACUUGCCAGCCAAGAAAAUAUUGCAGGGGUUAUGUUAUGGAGCACAUAGCAGGAAUUAGAAUUUUAUGGUGAUCUGUGUAUGGGUUUAUUUAAAUUAAGUGUAUACAGUAAAAUGUGACCGUGAUCGUGCCAGUUUUGUAACAAACCUAUUUAGAUUGUCGGGAGAAAAUAAAAUCUGACCCAUGGGAGAACCUUCCUUCCCCUUCUCUGCAGCUAGGGAUUUAGACUGAUCUGUGUUAGCAGAGAUUUUUUGGGGGGGUUUUUUGUUUUUUCAUACUUCUGUCGCAGAAAAAUGUAUAAUUUGAGGGUGGGUAAUUGUCAUGAUUGAGGAGGUAGUGAAAUUGGAAGCAAUUACAGUUAUUUUGUAAGAGACAAUGUGCAAGUACAACCCCACAUAAUACUUCUGCUCCUGUUCUGUCAAUAGAAAGAAAGCAGCAUAGAGCAUGUGUUCUAUUUCCUGUGACAAGCUUAAACCACUGGUGCGGAGAGCAUAUCUAAAUUGGCUAUUUUAUUUAUGAUGGCUAAUUGUUUCUAGUGGGUUGUAGUGGAUACAUUUAUUUUAUUUUUUUUGGUAAAUCUUUUUAAAUGUCAAAUGACUGCUCAUUAAUAAGGCAUAUCCAUUCUCCUAGGUCCAAUAAGCAGUGUCUUGGUAAACCGGUACGGAAGUCGUCCUAUUAUGAUAGGUGGUGGCUGUUUAGCUGGAACUGGAUUAAUUGCAGCCUCAUUCUGCAAUACUGUGACAGAGCUAUACUUCUGCAUUGGUGUCAUUGGAGGUAAGUAAUAUUUUAAAUGAAUAUUGAACUCUUAAAAUCAUAUAAAACAAAGUAUGAACAUGUUUGAACUAGUUGAAGAAAUUACGUUUUUUUUUUUCCUUUCCUAAAAUUUUAAAUGCUGAGAGUAAAGUGUUUAGUGUAAUUUUAUACUUAAAACCUCUACAACAUGUAAAAUCCUGCUUUGAAUUUUGCAAAACUGGUUCUUAAGCUUCCAUUCCUGCUUUUUACGCUCCCCAGAGUACCCUCUUCUGCAGGGUAUGACACUAGGUCGUGUCGCCAGAAUAGAUUUGUGCUGACAGCAAUACAACAGGAGGCUGGGCCAGCAUCCAUUUUUACCUUGUAUACACUUGUCCAUGCAAUUUAAUGGAUUCUAAACUGACAUGUUCAUCUUCACUGUUUGUGAGCUGUCUUAAUAGCAGAACUGAAUUUAAAACUUCAAAACCCCAAUAUUCUGAGCACUGUAAUUUAACCUAAAACAUCUCUUAAUUUCUAAAAAUAUAUAUUUAAAAUAUCCUAAUUAAAAUAUUUCUAAAUGUUCACUUUGUGAUAUAGAAUAUUCUAGAUUUAUAUAUAUUUUUUUUUCCCAUUUAUAUUUUAACAGGCUUUGGUCUUGCUUUCAACUUAAAUCCAGCCUUAACCAUGAUUGGAAAAUAUUUCUUUAAAAAGAGGCCUAUUGCAAACGGAUUGGCUAUGGCAGGAAGCCCUGUGUUUUUGUCCACUUUGGCUCCAUUGAAUCAGUACUUCUACAGCAUAUUUGGCUGGAGAGGGAGCUUCUUGAUACUUGGUGGACUUCUAUUGAACUGUUGUGUUGCUGGCUCCUUGAUGCGCCCCAUUGGUCCAAAACCAGACUCUAACAAGAAAGUGACUAAAGAGGUAUUGGAAGAAGCUGGAAAAUGUACCUCAAAAGAAGAUGGGGAUGCAAACAAAGACCUUAUUGAUGGCAAGGCAAAAACUAAGCCAAAAUUUUUUCAGACAAUCAACAAAUUCUUAGAUUUUUCACUCUUCACGCAUAGAGGCUUCUUGAUCUACUUAUCUGGACACAUGAUAAUGUUCUUUGGACUUUUUGCUCCCUUGGUUUUUCUCAGCAACUAUGCAAAGAGCAAAGGAAUUUCAAAUGAGUCGGCUGCAUUCUUGCUCUCUAUACUUGCGUUUGUUGACAUGGUUGCAAGACCAUCUAUGGGUCUUGUAGCAAACACAAAAUUGGUCAGGCCAAAGAUUCAGUAUUUUUUUGCUGUAGCAGUGUGUAUCAAUGGAGUGUGCCAUCUGUGUGCUCCACUGAACACUUCUUAUGUUGGUUUUUCAAUCUAUGCUGGUUUCUUUGGCUUUGCAUUUGGUUGGUUAAGCUCGGUGCUGUUUGAAACCUUGAUGGACUUGGUCGGAGCACAGAGGUUCUCCAGUGCUGUUGGAUUGGUGACCAUUGUGGAAUGCUGUCCUGUACUUCUAGGACCACCUCUUUUAGGUAAAACAGACACUUUCUUCUCGUCCCCAAGCUAUUGCUUUCUUUAUAGAAUUACUCCCAGCCUAAUAUUUAUUGUGUAAAAUCAAGCAAGGUUUUAAACUGCAGUAAUUCUAGAUGUUUCUAUCCACGUCACAUAAGUGUAAAGUGGCAUACUUCUUUAUCACUGACCUUAUUUAGUUGAAUUUUAAGGCUACACUGCUAGUUAAUGUUUGAAUCUUGUCAAUAUUUUGUAGAUUACACGUGUCUUGAAAUCUGACACAUCAAUGUUGACACUGAUAAUAGGGAGUCCCCAAUAUGUGUAAAUAUUUAAAGAUCUUCUGAUUUUAACGAAACGAAAACAUGAGUCGCAGUCUUAAAGCUAAUCUUUCUUUCUGCACUUUGUAGGUAAAUUAAAUGACAUACAUGGAGACUACAAGUACACCUAUCAAGCUUGUGGAGUUAUACUGAUUGUUGCCUCAGUCUACCUCAUCAUUGGAAUGACCAUUCACUACUGGCUAUUGGCACGUGAGAAGAAGGCAGAAGAGAAGAAAAGCCAAGAAGUAAAUGCUGCUUUGCCUGAGCAGAAAGUGAAUAAUGACCUUUCUGUCCUUCCACAGAAUUCUGAUGAUGUCGUGAAAGAAGAUGAAAGUAAUAUUUGAGACUGUUUUGAUCUAUUUUUAUUUUUUAAACUAGAACUCUGUGAAUACAUUCAACAGAUGACACUUAUGUCACACAGUCCCUGUAAAGGGUGUAAUUUUAUUUUUUAACUCCUGAAUUAUUUUAAAUAGUUAAGAUUUCAUAAGAUGCUAAAUGUUGCAGGUUUUUUUUUGGUUAGGAAUUUUAAUAUGUGCCUUACACAUGCUGCCUAGGUAGAAUUUAAAAAAUUUUUUUUUUUUUUUUUUGGUGACUUUUGCUUUAAACCCUGCCUAAAAAAAAGUUCCUAAUGGCCUUUGCUACCCUUUGGAGCUGUAUUUGUUAUGAAAGGAAUAAGCAAGCAAAAUAUUAACCAGCCCUUUAAAAAAAAACAAUUGGGUUGUCUUCCAAAACUUUUAACGGAUGAGCAUCCGCUGCUGUUACAGAACAUUGUACCAGGAAUAAUGUGCUCCAUUCCCUGCAGUAGUCAAUGCUCUGGUCUUGAGUCUACAUGGGUGGGGAAGAUUCUAGAAUGUCAAACGAUUCUCAAGGCAAAUGCUUUCUGUAGUAUCAAUGCGGUAUGUGAGGUAAUUUAAUUGUGGAGAUGUGGUUUGCAAAUGUGAACUUCUAAGAUUCAGUCCUCCUUUGCUUGGAAAGACUUAGUUUUCUAGUGAUGUGGAAUUUUUUAUUUUUUUUUAAUAUCCACUGAGCUUUAGUAGGUUUUUGGUUUUUUUUUUUGUUUUUUGUUUUUCUGGUCAAUUCAGACUGAAAGCUACUUUGUAUGUGCAAUAUGGUAUGUGAGGCUAGUAUUUUAUUAAUAUUGAAAUCUACACUUUUUAAAAAAAAUUGUAAAUAUUUUUUCCAACUUCAAAAUAGGUUUGAUGCUGUGCAGUGUAUCAUUUCAAACUCCUCCUAGAUUUUGGACUGAACAAAACUCUCUAAGUCUUUGGUUUAGUGACCUAAGAGUGAAACUGGAUUGUAGCAAAUUUUAAGUUUAAAAUAGAAAUGUUUGUGGUGUUAAAUAAGGUUUGCCUUGCUAAUGUUGUAGAUACAUGAACAAAAUGACUUCUAAAGCAUCAGUAGUAUAGAUUCAGUAAAAGUUUUAAGAAAAAUAAAUGACACCGAUUGGAAGCUUGGCUCCCCUUUUGGAUCCUUAGAGGAAAUUUAAUAAAUGUCAAAAUCCCUUUUACCCAUGACCAAUACUUUACACUUUAACAACUGAGAAAAUUGACAAUUCAAACACUUUUAGUUUGUAAAUUGUAAUGUGGUAUAAAGUGUUUGAUGAAAAACAACAAAGACAAAAUCCAUCAGAUGUGUGACCUGUAUAUAAGAAGCUGCAAUAUUUGGCUUUCCUAAAAUUUUAAUCUGUUUUCAAUUAAAAUUGGGAAGCCAUUUUGCUUUGCAUCUGACUUCCAGCUAAACUUAACAAAUGUGGUCUUGAAACAAAUUAAAUAGCCAAUGUAUUUAAUGCUGAUGGAAGCUUUAAAAUGAACAUAGGUUUUUUUUUUUAAUCUGGUCUCUAUUUAAUAUGCUUUCUAAAUGAUUAGGAAAACUUCCCAAAUGAUCGGUCUGCAGAAAUCACAAUGCCUACUGGAAUUAUUGUAGAUAAGAUUUUGAUACUAAAUUUUAACAAUAUUGAAUCAUUUUGAAAGCUUCUUAAAUUGAGGUAUUGAGUUGGGUUUUUUUUUUUUUAUAUAUAAAUGUUAUUUUGACUUUUGCACCAAGGCAAACUGUCUGGACGUAUGUGGAUGCAACAGCAAGUCACUUGAAAAAUGUCAUAACCAGAAGUCCUCGUUGGCAAUGUUCUAAGCCAUACGUUGUUAGAAAUUGAUCAGAGCCUUAUGUUCAAGUAAGCAAACUACCUCAGUUAUGAAGAGCCAUCUCUAAUCUUUGACCUACACUUUUUAAUUUAUUUUAUUUUGUCCAGAACACUUAGGCCAAUAGUACAUGGUUACUGGGGCCUGGUGAAUGAACAAGGCCAAACAUUGCAUGUAGUUAUGACUUGUGACUUUAACCAACUAUUACAAUCCAUCAUUCAGUAUAAAUUAGACUUAAACGGCAUACCAUCAAAUGGCUAUGUACAACUGGAAUGCCUAAGUGCCCUAGUUAAAGUUAAUUUGUUGCCACUCCCUCCUAAACAUUCCAGUUAGAGCCAGGUAAUAACUUAAAAUUCCAGAAGCCUUGUGUGUUAUGUGCACCUGCUGUUUGCAUUGGCUCCUUUUUAACAGAUGGAAAAGUUAUCUGAUGCACAUUUAUCAUUUGGUGUCCAAAUCAAGAGCCGGCUAAAAUUGAAAAUUUUGAUCAAGAGUUUCUAAUACUUUGUCAGAGGUCUUCAGCUCUGAGCCAUGUGCUGCAAGCCUUGAAUGGCAAAAUUGGUCUAAAUGUUUCAGUUUAUUGGUCUGCCUGUUUAAGGACCAAACUUCUGGAAUAAAAGGGAAUCAUGAUAUGUCACACAUCCUUAAGGGGUUAAAAAAAAAAAUAUAUAUAUAUAUAUAUAUAUAUAUAUAUAUAUAUAUAUAUAUUUUUAACCCCUUAAGGAUAUAUAAUUUUUUUUUUUUUUUUGGCUGCCUUUUCCACCUAUCCCUGAUAUAAUUCCAUAAGUGAGCCUAGAGCAAGCACUUGGGUGCUCAUGUGUAGAGAAGUCUAAGUAUUACUUUUUGUUGAGAGAAAUGGUCAGAUGAGAAUCUUAGAGGAACCCCUUUUUGCACAUGAAGGUUUGAUUUUUAUUUUAUCUUUACUGGCUGUUGCUGAUUUUUAAAUGUUGGAAACUUUUUAGUCUUGUUUUGGUGAAAUCAAAUAAAAUAACCUGUUUUUACAAAUGACUUGUCUGACUUUGAUUCUGCAAAUCUACAUGAGACAUCUUUAAAAUUCAGUUAAAGUUGAUGCUUGCAUGCUUAAAGUGUAUAUGUGUGUGUGUGUAUGUGUGUGUGUGUGUGUGUAUAAAAAUCAGUUUAAGAAUAUACUGUAAUGUCCAUCUCUAUGGUUUUCUAUUUCACCCACACCUAACUCCAUCCUGCUCAUAUCUUGACAUCUGGUGGAUCAAGAAUAAAGACUAUUAGUGGGAUACUCCAUACACUUCACCAGUAAGGAAUCCUGCAUCACUGAUUGUCACGAUGAAUAUGCAUCUUAAAACCUCCAAAUAAUGGCAAGGAAUCAUUUUGAGCAAUAACAGAACACUAUGCACCACUGUGCCUUGUGUUGGUUAUGGUUCAAGGAGCUACCUGACCACUGUCAAUGGAUAAGCUUCUGCUUUAUUUAAUCAGGGUAGACUACAAACGGUGAGAGCUACAUGGGACUUCUGCGAUAUAACUAAACAGUGUUGUAGUGGUUAUGUUGCAUACAUAUUACUUUAAAUAGUGUACCUUUUUUGCUUCAAAUAAAAACCAGUUAAUACAAUUGUAUGAUACUAAGUGGUUCUCACUUUUGGCAUCUUUGCAUAUUUUGUUACAGAUAGUUCAAUCUGUAAGUUUGCUCAUAUAAAAUUUAAAACUCUAUCUGCCACACAGUACUAGGAUUCCAUCUGUUGUGAUGAGGUUUGCCCAGGCUUUGUCAGCCUAGGUAGGUAAUAUAGAAGUCCAUUUCUAAUACAAACGCUGAUCUUCACUGACGGACUAACCGGACUGUAGGCCUCACUGUAAGUAUAACAAUCAUUGCCUGGGCUCUGGAACUAGACCAUUUUUUUUUUGUCAGAUCUCUUGACACACAGCAGCAAGGAUUUUGAACAAAUUAUUAGGAGAUUGCAUCUUUAACAGGUUAGAACAAUGACUGUUCAUCAGUUAUGCAUUUUGUUUUGGGGAUGGGGGCGCUGCUAUGUAAAGUAGCCAAAAUAAAAAAAUUCUCCUUCCCAACUUUACUCAGCGCUAAAGUAAUAACACUUUAUGUUGUAGAAAAUGAAGUUGUUUUGAUGUGUAAACUAAAUGCUACCCAUCUUGCACACAUUCCCACACUUUCAGGAACAUAUUGCAAUAAAACCGGUCUUUGAAUAUUUUUAAACAGUAAAACGACUGCCUCUUUGUUUAAAAUGUAUUUAUACAACUGCUCUACUUUAGGAAAGAGACACCUAACAAAGGUAUUUCAGCCCAUUCUGUCUGGCAUACCUGAAUUAAUUAAAAAGGGGGGGGGGGAAUGUGAAGAUGCUGUGGAAAAUUUAAUAAACUUUUUAUCUUAAUUGUCCACAAAAGAAACAUUUGAGGACGGUGAUGGCAAAUCUUGAAACGGAGUGCUAAAACUGCACCUGGAAAUGUGUGAAGGUGGUUGAGAGAGUGUAGGAAAAAAAUCUUUUAUUUAUAACUUACCCACAAUAACUUGACAUAAGACUGAAAUAAUGACAAACAUGCCACAGGUUUAUUUUAAACCAUACCUUUUUAUUAACAUGACAUUAAUUUACUGCAAUUUCCAUUACCAAAUCCUUGCCAACCAUUUAAAUAACCUGGAUGCUUGCCUCACCCCCCCCCCCAUCCCCUUCAUCCAUAGACCACCAUUGGCCUUCCAAUACCAUCCAUGCUAACCACUGGCUUUGGCUCAGUGGGCACGUCCAUCAUAAUGUAAUCCCGAGGCUAGGGAAGGGAUCAGCACUGGACCAUUUCCACUGGAUCGUUGGUUCAACCCUGACUGGCAAGGAACUUCAUGUCCCUGUUCCCAGCUAGCCCUUUGGUCGGCCUCCUCAGGGUCUAACUAUUUAAUUUCAAAGUGCCAACACUGUAAACAAGAAAACUGAAGUCAAACAUUGUAUGCUUUGUAAGCAGAGUGUUUAUUUAAACUCAAUUGCAUUAGUGAAAUACAAUAUGAAAAUAGCAUUCAACCUGCAAAAAAAGUAAGCUGGAGAGGAUACAAACUAUCUCCCUUGAUAGUCCAGUAGGGACUAAUAAAUGCCUAGUAGUCCAAAGGCAGUAAAUGAUUGCCUUGUGUUCAACUGGAGUUAAUAAGAAGUCCUACCGCGUAGUUCAGUGAUCUCAACCUGGUGCAGACAAAAUCUUUCCAUAUGGUGUGGCACAUAAAAGUACCAAAAGGUGAAGAUAUGUCAGACACAGCCUCUCUCCCUUCAUUCUUACAAGACAGGCAUAGUAAAAGAAUGAAAAUUCCUCUGACAAAUGUCAGACCAUGUAGGUCUGAACUGAAACGCGUGUUGGAUUGUUAGUUAUGGGUGGUUUUUUUUGGGCACUUCACCUCACGCUUUAUUUCACUAUCUUGACAUGUUGAUGUAAGUGUCUUACUUUAUUUUCAUUCUUCUCCUAUACCUGUCUAAGAAGAUUUGAAGGAAGAGAGGCUGUAUCUGACAUAUCUUAAGGGACUUUUAUUUUUAUAGCUUGAUUACAAGCCCUCAUUAUUACUACCCUCUCUACCUUCCUGGGGCAUAAUCAAUACUUUUAUAUUAUUAGCAGUAUGUGGAUUGGCCACUUGCAGUAAAGCCUGUUUUUAUAUAUAAAUUGUUCCAUAAGUGCCCACUGGUUUUGUCCCCUGCUAUCCCUAUUCUAUUUGAUAGCUAUAUCAGGGUCUAGGAGAAGGCUUAUAAGGCUGGUGUUAAUAUACAAUCAUAUGAGGGUCUCUGUGAUUUUUCAUUUUCUACAUUUUGACUAGAUCCAUUUGUAACAUUUAUUUGAUGCAGUUAUUUCCAGGUAGUGCACUAUUUUCACUGUGGUGAAUAGUGCACUUUUUUCUUUUGACUCUCCAGAUAUGCCUAAACCUAUUGUCUGGGAAGCAGUUAAAUGCUUAAUUUGUGGUCACUAUAUUAAAUUUGGUGUAGCCUGCAUUAUUAGAUCAGUGUUUUAGGGAACACACAAAGUUCCACCGAUACAGUGCUUAGGAAAGUAGUCUUAGUUAAAAGAUGGUUGAAUGAACUAAUCUCUCCAAAAACCCCUCACCUUUCAAAAGAUUUUAUUUUGUGUACCCUAACACAUGCAACCAUUUACUAGCAUGAAUGUUGCAGAAAAAACAUGCCCAAUGCCAGAUCCAAGGUAUACGCUCUUCACCAGAACGCAUUCACUUAAUUUCCCAAGGCUAUCUCUGCAGUGUUUUACACAUACUACAGCAAAUUAUACAAUUGUUCCCCAGGGGUGAAUACGUGAAACCCACAGGGAGCGACCAAUAAACUGAGAAGCUUUCUGGAUGAGUAUGUGUAACGAACUCCCUGUACCUAGAGUGGUAUGUCUGAAAUUUCCUGAAUUCAUGCAAGGUUUGUGUGAAAGUCGUGCUCUCUCUAUUGCAUACCCAAACAUCAGUCGAGACUUGAUGAAGGGUACACAAGAAUUUUUUUUUUAUGGCCAAGUUGCCAGCUUAUACAGUGAGGGAAAAAAGUAUUUCAUCCCCUGCUGAACGUUUGCCUACUGACAAAGAAAUGAUCAGUCUAUAAUUUUAAUGGUAAGUGUAUUUUAACAGUGAGAGACAUAAUAACAAAAAGAAAUAUCCAGAGAAUGCAUGCCAAAAAAGUUAGAUUGAUUUGCAUGUCAGUGAGGGAAAUAAGUAUUCGAUCCCCUAUCAAUCAGCAAGAUUUCAGUUGGUGUGAUGAUUCGCAAUUGGAAGAAACACAAAAUAACUGUCAGUCUCCCUUGGCCUGGUGCUCCAUGCAAGAUCUCACCUCGUGGAGUUUCAAUGAUCAUGAGAACGGUGAGGAAUCAGCCCAGAACUACACGGGAGGCUCUUGUUAAUGAUCUCAAGGCAGCUUGGACCAUAGUCAACAAGAAAAAAAUUGGUAACACACGUGAGGGACUGAAAUCCUGGAGAGCCUGCAAGCUUCCCCUGCUCAAGAAAGUACAUGUACAGGCCGUCUGAAGUUUGCCAAUUAACAUCUGAAUGAUUCAGAGGAGAAUUGGGUGAAAGUGUUGUGGUCAGAUGAGACCAAAAUCGAGCUCUUUGGCAUUAACUCAACUCACCAUAUUUGGAGGAGGAAGAAUGCUGCCUAUGAUCCCCAAGAACACCAUCCCCACCGUCAAAUAUGGAUGUGGAAACAUUAUGCUUUGAGGGUGUUUUUCUGCUAAGGGACAGGACAACUACACUGCAUCAAAAGGAUGAUGGACGGGGCCAUGUACCAUCAAAUCUUGCGUGAGAACAUUCUUCCCUCAGCCAGGGCAUUGAAAAUGAGUAAUGGAUGGGUAUUCCAGCAUGACACUGACACAAAACACACAGCCAAGGCAACAAAGGAGUGGCUCAAGAAGAAGCACAUUAGGGUCCUGGACUGGCCUAGCCAGUCUCCAGACCAUAAUACCAUAGAAAAUCUGUGGAGGUUGCUGAAGGUUCAAAUUGCCAAACGUCCGCCUUGAAACCUUAAUGGCUUGGAGAGCAUCUGCAAAGAAUAGUGGGAAAAAAAUCGCUCCUGAGAUGUGUGCAAACCUGGUGGCCAACUACAAGAAAUGUCUGACCUCUGUGAUUGCCAACAAGGGUUUUGCCACCAAGUAAGAAGUCAAAGGGGUCAAAUACUUAUUUCACUCACUGACAUGCAAAUCAAUUUAUAACUUUUUUGACAUGCGUUUUUCUGGAUUUUUUGUUGUUGUUAUUCUGUCUCUCACUGUUAAAAUACACCUACCAUUACACUUAUAGACUGAUUGUUUCUUUGUCAGUGGGCAAAUGUUCAAAAUCAAAUGAUUUUUUCCCUCACUGUAUACACAGACCAACCACAUGGGGUCUUCAGCAAAAAUAUAGGUAAGCCCGCAUAGGUGUCUCUAUGUCUGGGAGAUAAGUGAGUUUGCGUUUACUUAAAGGGAUUCUCCAGUGCCAGGAAAACAUUUGUUUUCCUGGCACUGCAGGCCCUGUAGUGCCCCUCUCCCGCCCACCCCCCAUCCCAAGUUGCUGAAGGGGUUAAAACUUACCAGAGUCCAGCGUCGAUGUCCCUCAGUGCUGGUCAGGCUCCGCCUACUCUCCUCUCCUGCCGACGUCAGCCGGCGGGUGAGACCCAAUGCGCAUGUACGCAUUAGACCUCCCCAUAGGAAAGCAUUAUUCAAUUCUUUCCUAUGGGGAUUUCGUGGACGCUGGACGUCCAGCGUUGCUUAAAACACUUUUCGUGUUUUAAGAAGACGGAGUUAACCCUGCAAGGUAAAUUGAAAACUGCAAUAAUUACACUUGCAGGGUUAAGGGUAGUGGGAGUUGGCACCCAGACCACUUAAAUGGACAGAAGUGGUCUGGGUGCCUGGGGUAUCCCUUUAAACUAAUUAUCUCCCAGGCACUCGAGGUACAGUACAAGUAAAGUUUUGACUGACCGCAUACGUGGCUGCUGCCCAAACUAGUUCCAGAGGAAAAGAGGUAGCGGCUGGUCAACUUUUGGUAGUUCCUAUAUGAAUAUAAAUGAAGGCUCCCCCUAGUUCGUAUGGAGCGAAUGGUCUCCCCGUUUGGGGUGUCUUUUCCUCAAAAAACGCUCUUCUGGCUUGUCUGGGAAUGGAGCAGGCAACAGUUGAAUUUUCCAGGGGUUCAUGAGGCAAAGCAUCCAAAAUAGAGUUCUACGCACUCGACAAUCAAGUACCGCUGCCUGCGUUUUGGAGACAAAAUGGCCACCAUUUACUAGAACACCCAGAGAGCGCACUUAAGUUUGUGGUUUCUUUGAAGUUAAUAAGCCUGUCAGGUGUUCAGUAGUUUAGAAGUAUUGAAUUAAGGGGAAACAAAUUGGGUUCAGGAAAAAACUGGAAAGUUCAAAAGGGCAGAUUUUCACAGUAUGUUUCCGGCAAACUCUCCGUUGAGGAAGUGGGAUUCUUGGAGGAGGAAUUGGAAGCGCUCCCAGACGAGGAAAGCACCGGACCCGGAUCGGUUGACUUUCAAUACUAUAGACCUUUCCAAGAGGAAUUACUACAUGUCGGUAAGCAGUAGGGCCAGGCCUGUUGUUGUGUUUUUAUUUUUUAAAAUCUUUUUUUUUUAAUAUGUUUUUUGGUUUUUUUUCUGCUUAAAAUAAAUAGUUUUAUAUUUACCUGGAUUCCUGACUUCUUCAGUUCCUGGAGACAGCAUCCAGUAGGAGGGAGAAAGGUCUUUUGGGCCCACAUCAUCACCAGGGGAGGCACCAUCAAGGUGAUUAUGUACCUCAGAUUUUGUGAGUGCUACUAAGCAUUGUGUGACUUUUCAAAUGUUGUUACUUGUGCAGCUGCAUCCCUAUUUCCCCGAACAUAGACAUACGCACAAGAGCAGGGAAUCCCUCUAAUCUAUGCUUGUGGAAAUUUCCACCUGUAUAUACACUGGUUUAUGAAAAUACAAUAUAUCUAAGAGACUGUACAAAGGCAUAUAGGCAGAAAUUGAACUAUUGCAUCACUGAUGUAUCUCACACAGUGAAUUGAUUUUUGUUGUAAAUAAAGUCCUCUAUGCUUUAACUACGCGAUCUUGUCAUCCAGACUGAACUAGGUAUUGUGCAGCUGUGGUAGAGUUAACGCCUCGCUAGAGCCUUAAACAUUAACCUUAUUUACAUCUAGGAGGUGGGGGAGGAGGCAUAAAUGUGGUCUGUGGACCAUCCGAGCUGGGAGGGCAUUGUGUAAUGAAUGAUCACUAUAUAUGUCAUCAUAGCAAGGAAGCAUAACGGUUAAACAUAAACAAGACAAAUUAAAUAAACUAGACAAACUAUCGGCAUAGAUUGUUCAGGUGGUAAUCAUUGCAUAAGUGGCCUGUGCAUUUUGCCUUGGAAUGAACUCCGUCACCAUCUCUGGGUUCCAUCUCAGGGCGGCCCAAGCCGUUGUUUGGUUUGUGCCAUUGAGUUCUCAGAAAGUCCAAGGGUAGGCAGCAGAGAUAUUGCCCCCAUUAGAUCUGUGACAGUGUGCUUGUCUUCGCCUUUAGUAACUUGAAGUGUGUGCGCCAGUCGCCAUCUUUUUGGAUACUGUGUUUCCAGAGGAGAGCGGUAAAUGGUUGGAGAGAACGUCGGCAUUAGGGAUGGGCAUGGGCAAAAAAUUUCGUUUGGUACAGAAAUUCAG
Molecule: messenger RNA, 29039 nt
Organism: Pelobates cultripes (western spadefoot toad)
Lineage: Eukaryota; Metazoa; Chordata; Amphibia; Anura; Pelobatidae
Source: the annotation of a GenBank genome assembly